Thunnus maccoyii (southern bluefin tuna) is the source of this 5307-nucleotide messenger RNA. It is a transcript of the gene smurf2, whose product is annotated as SMAD specific E3 ubiquitin protein ligase 2. Bases 493 to 2805 code for a protein of 770 amino acids. Gene Ontology annotation, biological process: ubiquitin-dependent protein catabolic process; negative regulation of BMP signaling pathway. The record is from RefSeq and is a predicted model, not a curated record. Gene Ontology annotation, molecular function: protein binding; ubiquitin protein ligase activity. Lineage: Eukaryota; Metazoa; Chordata; Actinopteri; Scombriformes; Scombridae. The transcript has 19 exons.
GUGAAUUGCAGCUAGGUGCCACAUGUUGAGAGAGAAAUGUUUCACUCCCCCAGAGUGUGUUGUCGUCACUGGUCAGCUCCUAGCAGCAGCAGCAGCCUCCUGAGGUGGGAUCUGCACCGCAGGACUCAACAGUUCAACUCUGGACGAGCGGAGAGGAGGCACAGGCUCCUUCCGAAGAUGUGAAGACAAACACCGCGUUACAGCGCCGCGACUCCCAGCUAGCUCGGUUAUACGUUUUUUUUUCUCGGAGAAAUAAUUUCUAGUGAAUGCAGUUUGCAGCAGUGCAACACUUUUUUUUAAAUUAUUAUUAUUUUUAAAUCUUUUGCAUUUGUGAGCUCUCGCUAUGGCAGUUCAGUCCACAUCCGGGCCACAAUGCCUUGACUCCAUUAUUGUCUAAAACUGGCGGAGAGGUUGAUAAACCUUGUCAUUUUUUUUUACAGUUAACGUCACAUUUUUAUUAUUACGUGCAGUAAAGGCUGGAACCAAGAGGAGAUGUCUAACCAAGGAGUUCGGCGGAAUGGCCCUGUGAAGCUGCGAUUAACAGUCCUUUGUGCCAAAAACCUGGUGAAGAAGGACUUCUUCCGCCUCCCUGAUCCCUUCGCUAAGGUAGUUGUGGACGGUUCAGGGCAAUGCCACUCUACAGACACUGUGAGGAAUACACUUGACCCCAAGUGGAAUCAACACUAUGACCUAUACAUUGGAAAAUCAGAUUCCAUCACUAUUAGUGUGUGGAAUCACAAGAAGAUUCACAAGAAGCAAGGGGCUGGUUUCCUGGGCUGUGUCCGCCUUUUGUCCAACGCUAUCAACCGCCUUAAAGACACCGGCUACCAGAGACUAGACUUGAACAAGCUGAGUCCCAAUGACAGUGACACAGUCAGAGGCCAGAUAGUGGUGAGCCUGCAGUCUAGGGACCGGAUAGGCACAGGAGGCCCUGUGGUGGACUGCAGUCGGCUGUUUGACAAUGAUCUUCCAGAUGGCUGGGAGGAGAGGAGGACCGCGUCUGGACGAAUCCAGUACUUGAACCACAUCACACGCACCACACAGUGGGAGAGGCCUACCAGACCUGCAUCAGAGUACUCCAGCCCCGGCCGGCCUCUCAGCUGCAUUGUGGAUGAGAACACGCCUAUCAGCACGAACGGGGCCACGCCCACCACAGCAUUGCCGCCAAGUGACGGUGACCAGCGUGCCCAAGAGAGACGCGUCCGCUCCCAGAGACACCGCAACUACAUGAGCAGAACCCACCUGCACACACCCCCAGACCUCCCUGAGGGAUAUGAGCAGAGGACCACGCAGCAAGGCCAAGUGUACUUCCUCCACACUCAGACAGGUGUCAGCACGUGGCAUGACCCCAGAGUACCCAGAGAUCUGAGUAAUGUGAACUGUGAGGAACUGGGUCCCCUCCCUCCUGGAUGGGAGAUACGGAACACCGCAACCGGGAGGGUUUACUUUGUCGACCACAACAAUCGAACCACGCAGUUCACAGACCCACGCCUCUCCGCCAAUCUGCAUCUAGUCCUAAAUCCAAGCCCCAAUGGUUCUCGAGGAGGCAUUGAAAGUCAGAAUGUCAGUCGUCAGAACCAGUUGAAGGAUCAGGCCCAGCAGGCUCUGGUGUCCCCUGGUCAGCUCCCAGAGGAGGCAGAGUGCCUCACUGUGCCCAAGUACAAGAGAGACCUUGUUCAGAAGCUCAAGAUCCUCCGCCAGGAACUGUCCCAGCAGCAGCCUCAGGCUGGCCACUGCCGCAUAGAGGUGUCCCGUGAGGAGAUCUUUGAGGAAUCGUAUCGACAGGUGAUGAAGAUGAGGCCGAAGGACCUGUGGAAAAGGCUAAUGGUGAAGUUUAGAGGAGAAGAGGGGCUGGACUACGGAGGAGUGGCCAGAGAGUGGCUCUAUCUGCUAUCGCACGAGAUGCUGAACCCGUACUACGGCUUGUUCCAGUACUCCCGCGAUGACAUCUACACCCUGCAGAUUAACCCGGAUUCUGCUGUCAACCCUGAGCACUUGUCAUACUUUCACUUUGUGGGCCGUAUCAUGGGGAUGGCAGUGUUCCACGGCCACUACAUAGACGGAGGCUUUACCUUACCCUUCUACAAACAGCUGCUGGGUAAACCCAUCACCCUGGACGACAUGGAGUCUGUAGACCCUGACCUGCACAACAGCCUCGUCUGGAUCCUGGACAAUGACAUCACAGGUGUGCUGGACCACACCUUCUGUGUAGAACACAAUGCCUACGGAGAGAUCAUUCAGCAUGAGCUCAAGCCCAACGGUAAGAGCAUCCCCGUCACCCAGGACACAAAGAAAGAAUACGUCCGACUCUACGUCAACUGGCGUUUUCUGCGAGGCAUAGAGGCUCAGUUCCUGGCUCUGCAGAAGGGCUUCAAUGAGGUCAUCCCCCAACACCUGCUCAAGGCUUUCGAUGAGAAGGAGCUAGAGCUGAUUGUAUGCGGCCUGGGUAAAAUCGACAUCAACGACUGGAAGUCCAACACGCGGCUCAAACAUUGCACUCCAGACAGCAACAUUGUCAAAUGGUUUUGGAAAGCUGUGGAGUCCUUCGACGAGGAGCGCAGAGCCCGGCUGCUGCAGUUUGUCACCGGCUCUUCCAGGGUUCCCCUGCAAGGUUUCAAAGCCCUCCAAGGUGCUGCUGGCCCACGGCUCUUUACCAUCCACCAGAUCGAUGCCAGCACCAACAACCUGCCCAAAGCCCACACCUGCUUCAAUCGGAUUGACAUUCCUCCUUACGAGCACUAUGACAAACUGUACGACAAGUUGCUCACUGCCAUCGAGGAGACGUGUGGUUUCGCUGUGGAGUGAGUCACUGGUGCAGGCAGAGCUCAGCAACAACCAGAAGCAACAUGGUUUGGCCAUGAUCAGCCCCCCCCCCCCUUUACAAAUCAGUCCACUCAGACGGGGGUCAUCCACGGUUGCUUCACCCAGGGACGCCCUAACUUCCCCGGGGACAUGUGGCCAAGCUAACGGCGGGUGUGCAAAGAAGACCAGAAAAUAUCAUCUAACUCUGGGGUUUUUUAGACCCUCCAGCCCUCCUUUAUGUCUUUUUUUUAUCAUUGAAAAGGAUCUCUUCAGCUGCUAAUAACUCAGACUAUUUACUAACUUGUGGAACCUGCAGAAUUUGCUGGCUCUUCCCUUUUUUUCUAAGUUCAUUUUAGCAUUUAAAAAAAAAAAAUAGACUGUAUUCCAUGUAGCAAUGCUCCCUCUCACCAAGCAGAACACAGUCAGCCCACUCUGAAACAAUACCCGCAUUAACAAGACUGGUUUGUUUACUAGAGUACAGGGUUUAUUAAUGGUUGCCUCAACCACUUGGAAACACUAAAUUUGGAUGUGGAGUGUGCAUGACUCAGGCUGUUUGGUGCCUCAGAGUGAUCACAUUGAAGCUAUCAGUUAUGCCAAGGCUGGAAUAACGGGGAUGUGUGCGGAUGAGAAGGCAAGACUAGAGACUGAAUUAGGCCGAGCCCGACUGUUUACAGCCCUCUCCAAAGACAGCAGCAGGGAUCUCUGCUCCCGAGUCGCUGCCCAACAUCUAGCGUUGCAUUCCCAGACACCUAUUUCACACGUUUGACAGCUAGUUUUGUUUAAAAAUGAAUAAAUGAAUGAAUAGCUUGAAAUGUGUUAUUUUUAUAUAACAGGGAAAACUGAAAAAGAAUCAAUAAAAUUCUAUAUAAUAUAUAUAAUUUAUUGCUGUUAUAUUUCAGAAACCCCUUUCCAAUGUUUCAGAAAAAUAAAACCUUUUAAUGUUAAGUGUUGCUGUUUAAAUUAUAGAAGACAAUUUGUGAAAACAGAAUUAAGCUUGACUGAAUUUCAAUUAAGAAUGCUGUAGUUUAUUUCUUGGCAUUACCUCUCAUACUGUGCAAGGAGAGGGAUGUCUUAAGGGCAAAAAAUCUUAAACACACAAUGUCCUCUGAGUGCCAUAAUCAUUUUUGAAUGAAUGAAUCUUUGCAAAUAUUGAGCGGACCCUUUAAAUUCUACUGAUUUCAUCCUGGAGCUACAUAUGGUGAUGUGAUGUUUCCCGUCUCUUACAAUUUUUUAGCAGUUUGUCAUUUGUAGCUGGGCUAUAUUUAUGUCACGAGCAUGAAAGCUACCAUGAAUUUCUAAUGUUCUGUUCAGAAUCCAAGAGUCCAAAGUCCAUCAUAAUCUACUUUGUGCUGCCUCCAUAUUGUUGUUGAAAAAAAAAAAAAGAAAAACCUCUACUACCUUCUAGCCAUGUGGUGCUAAAAAGCAUUAACGUUUGUCUUAUAUUGGCAACCUUACUCAUUGACAUACUACUGUUUAAAGUGCACAACACACUACUCAUGCUCAUACCUGUUUGUGGCCACAAAAGAGCUCUACCUAGCCACAUUCUCAGGAGAUGUCAUAUGUAGUUUGUAAUGUCAUUUGAUUUGAUGACUGACAAGAAACUAAUUCUGACCAUUUGUCUUGAUUUUUAUGAAUGUUAAAGAGGUUGAACAGUCCUGUCAUGUGCAUCGUUUUGCCCACAGCAGACCAUUAACAUACAGUAAUUCUUGCAUGUCUCCAUAUGUGCUUUUGAUUGAAAGUGAACUGAAUGAGAUGAACUCCUGUUUUAGCCUGCUACACAGUCCUAUCAAUAAUGUUUUAUUUAGAGAAAGGGGAGGGAGGGGGGAUUGUUUUCUACAAUUGAAAAUGAAAUUCUUGAAUGUUUUCAAAAGAUGCUGCCUGUCUAGCAAUCUCUAUGACCGUGGACUGUUCUUAACGUUUGCAUACACACACAAAAAGAGCAGUUCAUUUUUGUUCUUUUAUGUAGACAAAGUGUAUGCAAAGUGAAAAGUGUCCUCAGAUGGUGCUUUGUACAGUAAUAAGAUAUUGUUCAUAUAUGUGGAUCAAACAACCUGUAAUUUAUCUUUAACUUAAGUAGAAAAAGAUUUUUCUUGAAAUGAAAAAAGGAAUUGCACACAAACAGAACGAGGUUACCGUUUGUAUUGAAUGGUGACUUCUGUACCAGAUAUUCAUUCACCUAUAAGUCCAGUGCACAAGCUGAUCGCCCUACUGUCUGUUCCUACACUACAUCGCUCAGCAUCGCCCCGUAGCUGCCUCUCACUGAAGAACUGAACUUUUUAUUAAACAAGUCAAAGUUGAGAGAUGCCGCUCUUGUUUGUUUGUUUUUUUUUUGUUUGUUUUUUUUUAAUAGCAUGAUCCACUAGCAGGACUAUAUCUCUCAUAGCUGACUGAUGCAAUUUGAUGUAUGUUAACACUAUCAUUUUGUAAGAGUAUUUUAUUUUUGUGUGUAAUUAGUUCUAAUUAAACUUGCCUUUGUCUAACAAUGUAAGGCCUUGUAUAAAGAUA